This is a messenger RNA of Candidula unifasciata, 1134 nucleotides long. The record is from the annotation of a GenBank genome assembly. NCBI's taxonomy places the organism in Eukaryota, Metazoa, Mollusca, Gastropoda, Stylommatophora, Geomitridae.
AUGGAUGAAUAUCAGGCGUGGGUCCACAGCACAUCAUCAGAUGUUCUUGAGAAAACAGAUGCAGACAAUCCAUCAGUGAACUCAAAUGCCAGUUAUGGGGCGCACAGUUGUCAGAUACCGCCUGAGGUGCACAGUUCGGGCGGCAGAGAUGAGUUUUCACUCAAACUGUCUCGCAUUAAUGGUGCCAUCAAUAGAAUGACUAAAGAACAGUUGCAAGAGAAACUGGCACAUGUGCGUCUAAAUACCAGCGGUGUGAAGGAUGUUCUUAAGAAAAGGUUAAAACACUACUACAAGCGCCAAAAACUGGUCCAGAGCAACAGUGCUGCAUCAGAAGAAGACAGACUGAAAUAUGCAUACUUAGUAGUCAUAGACUUUGAGGCAACAUGCAGCGAGAGCAAUGAGAACUUUGUGCAUGAGAUUAUUGAAUUUCCAGCAGUUUUGAUCGACACACAAAAUCAGGCUGUGUGCAAUGUCUUUCAACGUUUCUGUAAGCCAAGAGUGAAUCCAAAACUGACAGAAUUUUGUACAUCAUUGACUGGAAUCACUCAGUCACAAGUUGAUAAAGCCAAAGAUUUUACCGAAGUAUUUGCAGAGUUUGAAGAAUGGCUGUCUCUGCAUCAGCUGGGCACUGAGCAUAAAUUUGCCGUACUUACUGAUGGCCCCUGGGACAUGGCAAGGUUUUUAAAAACCCAAGUGGAACUCAGUGGCAUUUCAUUCCCACGUUGGGCCAAACAGUGGAUCAACCUUCGCAAGGCAUAUGCAGCUUUCUACGGUUGUAAACGGGUGAACCUUCACAAGAUGCUAGAGGACCUGGGAAUGAAGUUUCAGGGUAGACCUCACUGUGGACUUGAUGAUGCCCAAAAUAUUGCAGCUGUCACUGUCCGGCUGCUGCAGGAUGGCUGUGUCAUGAGAGUCAAUGAGCAUCUUCAUGAAGGUCUUGUGAGUCCACAGAAGCGGACAGGGUCUUCAAGAUCAUCAGAACACUCAAAAACCCACAUGUCUCCAAAUAGCCAGAUUUCGAAUCACAGGAAUUACAACAACCAUAAUUCUAACGGUGCAGAAUGGUUAGAUAUUCCACAAGAAGGAGAGAAUUUAGAAGAUUUGUUUGAAUAUCUAAAAAUACAGAAAUCUUAG